Messenger RNA from Naumovozyma dairenensis CBS 421, 2160 nucleotides. It is a transcript of the gene SWI5, whose product is annotated as DNA-binding transcription factor SWI5. Gene Ontology annotation, biological process: regulation of transcription by RNA polymerase II. Gene Ontology annotation, cellular component: nucleus. Bases 1 to 2160 code for a protein of 719 amino acids. The transcript has a single exon. The record is from RefSeq and is a predicted model, not a curated record. Lineage: Eukaryota; Fungi; Ascomycota; Saccharomycetes; Saccharomycetales; Saccharomycetaceae. Gene Ontology annotation, molecular function: DNA-binding transcription factor activity, RNA polymerase II-specific; RNA polymerase II cis-regulatory region sequence-specific DNA binding.
AUGGAGACAAACUUAAACACUAAUUCGAGUAGAUGGUUAGAAGAAUUCGUUGGAAGUAUAAAUUCCAACACAAUGAACUUCGAUUCCAUGGAACAAACUAUAUUAAAUAACGACAUUAUCAAUGGUAAUGAUGAAAAUGAGAACGAUAGUGAAAAGGAUUUUGACAAAAUGCUAGAUUUGGAUUUGAAUCUCGAUGUAUUUGAUGGUUAUAUGGAAAACCAAUUGAGAGAUCUAGAUAUUCAAUCAUCACCUACCUGUGCUCCUAAUAAUAUCCAAUUGGGUAAUAAUCUUGAUAAUAAUAAUAAUAAUAAUAUUAAUAAUAAUACUAUAGAUCCUAUGGAUUUCGAAACUAGUAGAUGGAAUAAUAUCAAGAAUUAUGAUAAUGAUCCACCUGUUUCACCAUAUAAGAAAUUACAGGAUGAUUCUGUGUACAUAAUGAAAAGAACGAUAAAUGACUCUCCAACCAAAUUUAAAUUGCAAAGAAAAUUUGAAGAUGAUAACUCCAUUAGUGAGACGCUAUUGAAGCAACAAGAAGAAUUGAGAUACGCAUUGGAAAAACAACAAGAAUUGAACAUGCUAUUAGCCCAACAAUUGAAAAAAACACAAGUGAAACAAGAGAAAUUAGAAUCCAGAUUGGAAAAGCAAGAUACAAAUAUACAUCCACGUAUGAAAAUGGAAAAUAUUUAUCAAAAUAAAAAUGCUAUGAUUGAACUAUACAACAAAAAAAACAGCAACAACAAGAGUUCCAAUAAUAAAAUUGAUCAAAUUCCAAGUCCUGGAUAUUUUACUUCUCCAAAUUCAAUGGUAUCUCCACCAAUGUCCACUGUUUCAAUAACAGGAUCACCACAAAGAAGACAAGCAAAAUCAAAUUUUGGUUUUAAUGGUAACAUGAAAACUGAUACCAAGACACCUAAAAUGCAAUUGGUUUCACCAGCUCUUUCUAUCAUCGAAAAUAGUCCUUCAUAUAAAAGAACGAAUGGUAAUAAUAACUUCUUUCAAUCUCCAGCAAAUAACCUCUCUGCAACAAUGGAUGAACUUAUGGAUGAUCACAAUGCUAACAAUGGUCUUAUUGGCCUCGGUAUUCAGUUGGGUCCAAAACAAAAGACUUAUUUAGUUAACGAGAAUAUUGCAAACAACAAUAGUCACGAUGAUUUUGAUGAAGCCGAUAACUACAUAAAACCAUCAUCUGUUGAUAUUUUACCUACAAUACCGGGAUCAAAUGAAAACACACCACUAAGAAGAAGACAAACAAUUCAGACACAACCAUCAUAUCUUUCACAAAAUAUUUAUGAAAGCCACACACCAAUAAAACCAAGACAAUUAUCUAUUUCGAAUGAUAAACUAUUUGAAGACUCAGCAAUGACACCUCAACUAAGACCUCCUCCAAAUGGAAGAAGGAGUAGUUAUUAUGAAACAUUGAACACAGAACUUCAACAACAAGAAGAUAAUCGUUAUAAUGAAACUCCAUCAUCUGAAAGAUCAACGUCUCCACAACAUCUCCAUGAAUUCAUCCAAGCGUCAUCUUCAUCAAACUCUGUAAGUACAAGUUCAAGUCCAAUUAAGAUAACGAGGAAAUUAACCACAUUGCCGAGAGGAUCCAUUGACCAAUAUGUAAAAGAAUUACCAGAUAAGACGUUUGAAUGUUUGUAUCCUGCUUGUGAAAAGAAAUUUUUCAAAAGACGUUAUAAUAUUAGAUCACAUAUUCAAACACAUUUAGAAGAUAGACCAUAUGUUUGUGAUUUUUUUGGUUGUGAUAAAGCAUUUGUGAGGAAUCAUGAUCUUGUUAGACAUAAGAAAGUUCAUUGCGAGAAAACUUUUGCUUGUCCAUGUGGGAAGAAAUUUAAUAGAGAAGAUGCUUUGAUUGUUCAUAGGAGCAGAAUGAUCUGUUCCGGUGGGAAAAAAUUUGAUAAUGUGGUGAUUAAGAGAUCUCCAAGGAAAAGAGGUAGACCAAGGAAGGAUGGGAGUCAAAGUGUUGGUGGAAGUCCCGUUAAGGAUAGCGUUGCAAGAGAUACUAAUGGACAAAUUGUUUUCAAAAUGGAAAAACAAAUAAGGAAAAAUAAAAUAAAGGCACAUACGGGAAGUGAAGAAAAUAUUAGAGGGGGUGAAUUAAGUUCCUUGAAUUCCAAUAGUGAUAAUUCUAUCCCCUCCUUUAAUACUUAG